Messenger RNA from Cryptotermes secundus, 1146 nucleotides. Its product is annotated as melanization protease 1-like. Gene Ontology annotation, biological process: proteolysis. The record is from RefSeq and is a predicted model, not a curated record. Bases 238 to 1131 code for a protein of 297 amino acids. Gene Ontology annotation, molecular function: serine-type endopeptidase activity. The transcript has 5 exons. NCBI's taxonomy places the organism in Eukaryota, Metazoa, Arthropoda, Insecta, Blattodea, Kalotermitidae.
UUACACAGCGCCUAAAGGGAGACAGAAAAAGAAAGAAACAAAGCGUGAAAUGAAGAUGAUUUAAAACAAAUGACGUUUCCAGUCGCGUAAGAGAUUCGAGAGAAGACUCAAGAUGCUCAAUAUGAAACGACAAAUUAACACGGCCUAUCUUGCUGAAGCGGAAAAGACUUACACGAAGGACGUGUGACAGUGUUUGGUUUAAUUCACUGGGACUCACAACUGUACAGCGCUGUGGCGAUGAUGGUACUACCAAGAAGCACUUUAGGAUGCCUGGUGUGCUUGCUGGGUUCUGUUGCCUUGGGAUAUAGACCCUUCUAUGGGGACGCACAAUCCGUCGGAUAUGGACACUGUCUCCCCAAAGGAUUACAAUGCGUGAACUUGCCACAGUGUCCUCUGAUUGGGCGACAGGUGCAUCAUUCAUCUAACCUUCUCCUAGCCAUGGCAAAACUUAACGUGUAUAUAUGUGGGUUUAAACGUGGAACUGUUCAAGUGUGCUGCCCCAAACACACUCUGAUUCACCCCACGUCCAAACCACGAGUCACAGGAAUGCAACCGGAUACUUCUCUAGUCCGACACAGGAACUUCAACCUGAUCAACAGGAACUGUGGCAUAGGGCUGACGGACCGCAUUUCGGGCGGACAGAACGCUUCGCCCGGCGAGUUCCCUUGGUUGGCAAUCCUUCUGUACAAUGUGUCCGGCGAGCUGCAGUACCUGUGUGGCGGGUCCCUCAUCACAGACAUGUACGUCUUGACUGCAGCUCACUGUAUCACACCCACCAUCAACAACCCCUCAAUGAAACUGGUUGGUUUGAGGCUGGGAGAGUACGACUUAAAUAGCGAAGAAGAUUGUUCCCUGAACAACAGCACUGUCCAAUGUCCAGACGCUUCUAGAGACUACGCCCUCUCAGAAAUUGUGCUACACUCAGGGUUCAAACCGCAGGACAGAAUACAGUUCAAGAAUGAUGUCGCACUUAUCCGCCUGCGGAGCAGGGUGCACUUCUCAGAAUACGUACAACCAGUAUGUCUUCCAGUCCCCGGCAGGCUGACCACGAAGAACGGCAUUCUGUCUGGCCUCCAACUGACCGUUGCCGGUUGGGGAAUGACCGAAAAGAGUGCGUAUGGUCUUUUGUAACUAAGUACAAGUAGA